CAAGGGUUUUUCUGGGAUGUUCAUCAAAAAUUAAAGUUUAUGAAUUUAAUUCAUUAUGCUUUGCAAAAAGAUGUAGUUGUUACACCCGAACUAUCUCUUUAUAAAUACGGGAUAACUUGGGAUAAUAAUAAUUGA
Messenger RNA from Racocetra persica, 135 nucleotides. NCBI's taxonomy places the organism in Eukaryota, Fungi, Glomeromycota, Glomeromycetes, Diversisporales, Gigasporaceae. The record is from the annotation of a GenBank genome assembly.